Messenger RNA from Alosa sapidissima (American shad), 1855 nucleotides. It is a transcript of the gene rrh, whose product is annotated as retinal pigment epithelium-derived rhodopsin homolog. The coding region runs from base 275 to 1276 and encodes 333 amino acids. Gene Ontology annotation, biological process: G protein-coupled receptor signaling pathway; visual perception. Gene Ontology annotation, molecular function: G protein-coupled receptor activity. The transcript has 8 exons. The record is from RefSeq and is a predicted model, not a curated record. Gene Ontology annotation, cellular component: photoreceptor outer segment; membrane. Lineage: Eukaryota; Metazoa; Chordata; Actinopteri; Clupeiformes; Clupeidae.
UUUUGCCUUUGCUGUUUUCCUUUGGAGCUUUGAAUGGAUCAUGGAUCUACGAGAUUACGUCUUACCUGCUUGCGCUCAAGGACUGACUACAACCAGAGAGUGAAUGGACUGUUUUAGAGAGAAGGCCACAGUGUGACACAGGGGGAGUGUGGAGAAGAGAAGCGAGUGACUGCCAAAAGGCCUUUGAGAGGAAGAAAGCAUUAUUGACAAGGAGGAUUGUUUUAGAGAGGGCUGCUUGGAAAUACCAAAUCGGAGGUAGAGCAAUAGAGUGAAGAUGGUGGGAGAGAUGAACUCAUCGGAUUCGAUUCCCUAUGGUGGGAAAAGUGCUUUUACACAGACGGAACACAACAUCGUUGCAGCAUACCUCCUCACUGCAUGUGUAAUCAGUUUGGCCAGUAACUUUGUGGUUCUAGGGAUGUUUAUGAAGUUCAAGGAGCUGCGGACGUCCACUAAUACCAUCAUUAUUAACCUGGCCUUCACAGACAUUGGGGUUGCAGGCAUUGGCUAUCCUAUGUCUGCUGCGUCUGACCUGCACGGCAGCUGGAAGUUCGGCUACAACGGCUGCCAGAUCUAUGCGGCUCUCAACAUCUUCUUUGGAAUGGCAAGCAUAGGGCUUCUAACAGUGGUUGCCAUUGACCGUUACCUCACAAUUUGCAGGCCUGAUAUAGGUCAAAAGUUGAGUAAGCGCUGGUACAGGACGAUGAUCUUGGCCGCAUGGCUGAAUGCAGUGUUCUGGUCCUCCAUGCCAAUUGUGGGCUGGGCCGGAUACGCUCCUGAUCCCACCGGGGCCACAUGCACUAUCAACUGGAGGAAGAACGAUGCGUCGUUUGUGUCCUACACCAUGUGUGUGAUCCUGAUAAACUUCAUCAUUCCUCUCUCCAUCAUGUUCUAUUGCUACUACCACGUCUCUGUUACCAUGAAGAGAUACAAGGCCAGCAACUGUCUGGACAACAUCAACAUGGACUGGUCUGACCAGAUGGACGUCACUAAGAUGUCCAUCGUGAUGAUCCUGAUGUUCCUGGUGGCCUGGUCGCCGUACUCUAUAGUGUGUUUGUGGGCUUCAUUCGGUGAUCCCCGAAAAAUUCCAGCUCCUAUGGCUAUCAUUGGCCCUCUCUUUGCCAAAUCCUCCACAUUCUAUAAUCCGUGCAUUUACGUCAUUGCCAAUAAGAAAUUCAGAAGAGCCAUCGCUGGAAUGCUUCAAUGCCAGACCCGACAACGAAUCACCAUCAGCAGCCAGGUUCCCAUGACAAUUUCUCAGCUGCCACUCAACCAGUAAAUGUCAAGUAUCUCUGAUGGAAUGGUAACAUCUAGUAUCCCAUAAUAAUCCUCUGUGGAGCGCUGGUCGUUACAGAGAUAGGCACGUCUUGUUUUGUCCGAACACCCUUCACCUUAAUUAUCCACCUGUAAAGGUGAAGUGAGCCCAUAAGAUUUUCAGCAAAUGAAUGAUAUUGUCAGCUUUUUUUUUCUUUCAUUUUUACUUAUAUGUUUUUCUGUCACAUUAUCCAGAAUAGAAUAUUCAAGUCACUUUUACAUUCUACCAGUUUAUACUGAAUUAUUACAAAAAAGCUCUGUUUUAUUAUCUUAAACACCAACUUGACCACCUGAAGGUCUCCCUCCAAAUGAAUUUUGUUAAUGUUGUGACAAUAUAUUACCAGUAUUGAAUUGUCAUGUUUACAGUAUAAAUUCCACAUCAGUUUAUAAUGGGCAUUACUGUGUGGUAUUUUAAUGUCUUAAGAUUUCCCUAUAUCUGUCAUAAGCAUAGAUGUGCAAUGAACCCUGAAGACAGAGUUUCAGAAAAGACUUGAGGUAAAAGAUGGUCAAACAGGAAACAGUUUAAUCAAAUAUUUAAUCUUUA